This is a messenger RNA of Puma concolor (puma), 1392 nucleotides long. It is a transcript of the gene NADK2, whose product is annotated as NAD kinase 2, mitochondrial. Gene Ontology annotation, molecular function: NAD+ kinase activity. Gene Ontology annotation, cellular component: mitochondrion. The record is from RefSeq and is a predicted model, not a curated record. Lineage: Eukaryota; Metazoa; Chordata; Mammalia; Carnivora; Felidae. Gene Ontology annotation, biological process: NAD+ metabolic process; NADP+ biosynthetic process.
AUGACUUGCUACCGAGGCUUCCUGCUGGGCAGCUGUCGGCGUGUGGCAGGCGGCCGGGCGGCGGUGCUGAGGGGGCCGGGCGCUGGAGGCCCCGCCGCGCGGCCGCGGCUCUGCGGUGACGGCGGCGGCCGGCGACACCUGGGGCAGGGGCAGCUGCGCGAGCUGGCGGGCUGUGGCAGCCGCCCCGAAGGCGGCUUCCGCCCCUCGCGGGUGGUGGUGGUGGCCAAAACCACCCGGUAUGAGUUCGAGCAGCAGCGGUACCGUUACUCGGAGCUUUCGGAGGAGGAUCUGAAGCAGCUGCUUGCAUUGAAAGGCUCUAGCUACAGUGGACUGCUUGAACGGCAUCAUAUUCACACCAAAAAUGUAGAGCAUAUUCUAGAUAGUUUACGGAAUGAGGGAAUUGAGGUUCGCCUAGUAAAGAGGAGAGAAUAUGAUGAAGAAAUUGUUCGAUGGGCAGAUGCUGUCAUAGCUGCAGGAGGUGAUGGCACGAUGCUUCUGGCGGCAAGUAAAGUCUUGGACAGACUUAAACCAGUUAUUGGAGUAAACACUGAUCCAGAACGGUCUGAGGGUCAUUUAUGUCUUCCUGUUCGAUAUACACAUUCCUUUCCAGAAGCCUUACAGAAGUUCUAUCGUGGUGAGUUCAGGUGGUUAUGGAGGCAACGAAUCAGAUUGUACCUUGAAGGGACUGGCAUAAACCCUGUUCCCGUGGACCUUCACGAACAGCAGCUGAGUUUGAAUCAACAUAGCAGAGCCUUCAACAUUGAAAGAGUUCAUGAUGAAAGACCUGAGGCUUCAGGACCCCAGCUUUUGCCAGUGAGGGCACUAAAUGAAGUCUUCAUUGGGGAGAGUCUAUCAUCCAGAAUGUCUUAUUCUUGGGCUGUAGCAGUGGAGAAUUUAAGAAGAAGUAUACCCACUCUAAAGGGACUGGCUUCCUACUAUGAGAUUUCAGUUGAUGAUGGUCCAUGGGAAAAACAGAAGAGUUCAGGGCUCAAUUUGUGUACUGGAACAGGAUCAAAGGCCUGGUCAUUCAAUAUUAACAGGGUUGCGACCCAGGCUGUGGAAGAUGUUUUAAAUAUUGCAAAACGACAAGGAAAUUUAAGUCUUCCAUUGAACAGAGAAUUGGUAGAGAAAGUAACAAAUGAAUAUAACGAAUCGCUGCUCUAUAGUCCAGAAGAACCAAAAAUACUUUUCAGUAUUCGAGAACCAAUAGCAAACAGAGUUUUCUCCAGCAGUCGUCAGCGCUGCUUCACGUCAAAGGUAUGUGUUCGAUCUCGUUGUUGGGAUGCCUGCAUGGUUGUGGAUGGAGGUACUUCUUUUGAGUUUAAUGAUGGAGCAAUUGCCUCGAUGAUGAUCAAUAAAGAAGAUGAGCUUCGAACUGUGAUUCUAGAGUAA